GAGGGGGCUGCCAAGAUGGCGUCGUUCUCCGGGUCGUCGACGGUCGGGACUACCUCCUUGGAGUUGGGGAGCAGUAGCUGUACCUCCAGUUCAGGUUUCCACUUUCUGUGCUGUGGGGCCACCCGUAAGAGAGUACAGUCAACCAAAAAAUCUUCGACCCCUUCCUCUGAGGUGUCUGGCUCCUCUGGUCCAGUCAAGAAAAUAGGACAUAGAAGUGUUGAUCCCUCUGGGGAGACGACAUAUAAAAAGACAACCUCAUCAGCCCUGAAAGGUGCCAUUCAGCUGGGCAUUACCCAUACCGUUGGCAGUCUUAGCACCAAACCGGAGCGUGAUGUCCUCAUGCAAGACUUCUAUGUAGUGGAGAGUAUCUUCUUCCCCAGUGAAGGGAGCAACCUGACCCCUGGCCAUCAUUAUAAUGACUUCCGUUUUAAGACUUAUGCCCCUGUUGCUUUCCGAUACUUCCGAGAGUUAUUUGGAAUACGGCCUGAUGACUACCUGUAUUCCCUUUGUAGUGAGCCGCUGAUUGAGCUCUGCAACUCUGGAGCCAGUGGCUCCAUCUUCUACGUGUCCAGUGAUGACGAAUUCAUCAUCAAGACUGUCCAGCACAAAGAGGCCGAGUUUUUACAGAAGCUGCUGCCAGGAUACUACAUGAACCUGAAUCAGAAUCCACGGACUCUGUUACCCAAAUUCUACGGGCUGUACUGUGUACAGGCAGGUGGCAAGAACAUUCGAAUUGUGGUGAUGAACAACCUACUUCCACGCUCAGUCAAAAUGCAUGUCAAGUAUGACCUCAAGGGUUCAACUUACAAACGACGGGCUUCGCAGAAAGAGCGAGAAAAAGUGUUCCCCACCUUCAAAGAUCUGGACUUUUUGCAAGAUAUGCCAGAUGGCCUCUUCUUGGAUGCUGACAUGUAUAAUGCCCUGUGCAAGACUCUGCAGCGAGAUUGCUUGGUGCUACAAAGCUUCAAAAUCAUGGACUAUAGUCUGCUGGUGGCGAUUCACAACAUGGAGCAUGCACAGCGAGAGCGGCUGCCCACUGAAAUGGGUUCUGGGAAUGACACUCGAAAACCAGCCCCACAGAAGGCUCUCUAUUCCACAGCAAUGGAAUCCAUCCAGGGGGAGGCCCGACGGGGUGGCACCAUGGAAACAGAGGACCAGAUGGGUGGCAUUCCUGCCCGAAACAAUAAAGGGGAUCGACUGCUGCUCUAUAUCGGUAUCAUUGACAUUCUACAGUCUUAUAGGUUCAUGAAGAAGCUGGAACAUUCGUGGAAAGCUCUGGUCCAUGAUGGGGACACAGUGUCAGUGCAUAGGCCAGGUUUCUAUGCUGAGCGGUUCCAUCGAUUCAUGUGCCAUACAGUAUUCAAGAAAAUCCCCUUGAAGCUCUCUCCUUCCAAAAAGAGUCGAAUGAGUUCAUCCCUUCGUCGCAUGGGCCCAAGUGGAAACUCUCUCUCCCCUCCCCCGCUGACAGUCCCCGUCUCUGGAGAUAACAAGGCAGAAAUGACAGCCCAGGUGGAAGUGGAGCCAGGCAUCUACUUUCGCCGCCCUGAUUUACUCCCCCGUACUCCACCAGUAGAUGAGACCAAUAGUGACUCUGCUGCCACCACCCUUUCUACCUCUCCAGGCAGUGAGAAAUUCAACACGCCCGCUAACAGGUUCAUGGGUGUGCAGGUUCACCUUCCUGUGGGCUCAAGCUCAGAGAUCCUGAGAAGGGCGAGAAACCUCAGCCUUGAUCGUUCACCUCCUUCAGAAAGAAUUGACGCCGUAGAGUCAGAAUUCAGCUGUGUGAGUGACUGGGAUUUGGGGAGAGGGAAUUUUAGCAGCGAAAUCCCACGUGCAGUCCCCAUCCUUCGCUUUCCGAACCGUCCAACUCAGCGCCCCAAGCAAAGACAGGGCGAGGAGGAGCCCAUGCCCCCCUCUCCGGGUUUCUGGUUAAGCCCGGUGCCUCGCUCUGCCCCCUCUCCCGCUCCUGGCCUACAACUCCCAGAGAACCUCGCGGCUCCCACUGUGAUAAAGCAUUGUUGGGUAGUCCAGACGAGCCGGUCAGGGAGGGAGAAAGGAGGCAAGAUGGUGUUGGAAAGCACUAUGGUGUGUGUUGAUAACAGUGAGUACAUGCGGAACGGGGAUUUCCUGCCCACACGGCUACAGGCCCAGCAGGAUGCAGUCAACAUAGUAUGUCACUCCAAGACACGAAGCAACCCCGAGAACAACGUGGGACUCAUCACACUGGCCAAUGACUGUGAGGUACUUACUACGCUAACCCCUGACACUGGCCGAAUUUUGUCCAAGCUCCACACAGUUCAACCCAAGGGCAAGAUUACCUUCUGUAUUGGCAUUCGAGUUGCCCAUUUGGCUCUGAAACACAGACAAGGCAAGAACCACAAGAUGCGGAUCAUUGCUUUUGUGGGCAGCCCAGUAGAAGACAAUGAGAAGGACCUGGUGAAGCUAGCAAAGCGGCUAAAGAAAGAGAAAGUGAAUGUUGACAUUAUCAACUUUGGGGAGGAGGAGGCAAACACAGACAAACUGACAGCCUUCGUGAACACGCUAAAUGGCAAGGAUGGGACCGGCUCGCAUCUGGUGACGGUACCCCCUGGGCCCAGCCUGGCUGAUGCCCUCAUCAGCUCCCCUAUCCUGGCUGGAGAAGGUGGUGCCAUGUUGGGGCUAGGGGCCAGCGACUUCGAGUUUGGGGUGGACCCCAGUGCUGAUCCUGAACUGGCCCUGGCGCUUCGUGUAUCCAUGGAAGAACAGCGACAGAGGCAAGAGGAGGAGGCAAGACGGGCAGCAGCAGCCUCUGCUGCUGAGGCUGGGAUUGCCACAGCUGGGACCGAAGAUUCAGAUGAUGCCCUGCUAAAGAUGACCAUCAGUCAGCAAGAGUUUGGUCGGAGUGGGCUCCCUGACUUAAGCAGCAUGACUGAAGAAGAGCAGAUUGCGUACGCCAUGCAGAUGUCCUUGCAGGGAGCUGAGUUUGGUCAGGCAGAGUCAGGCGACAUCGAUGCCAGCUCAGCCAUGGAUACCUCUGAGCCUGCCAAGGAGGAGGAUGAUUACGAUGUGAUGCAAGACCCUGAGUUUCUACAGAGUGUCCUGGAGAAUCUGCCAGGUGUGGACCCGAACAAUGAGGCCAUACGAAAUGCCAUGGGGUCACUAGCCUCACAAGCGACUAAGGAUGGCAAAAAGGAAAAGAAAGAGGAGGACAAGAAGUGAGAACAGAGGCGAAGGAGUGCUUGGUCUCCUCCCUGAAAUGGGGCCGAAAAGGGUGUGGGGGGGAGUUGUCACAUAGUAUUUAGGUGAUGGUCUUCUGUAACAGUUAAAACCGAAAUAAAGUUUGGUGAUUUUUUUUUUCCUUAAAA
Messenger RNA from Trichosurus vulpecula (common brushtail), 3344 nucleotides. Its product is annotated as putative PIP5K1A and PSMD4-like protein. Gene Ontology annotation, molecular function: phosphatidylinositol kinase activity. Bases 16 to 3198 code for a protein of 1060 amino acids. Gene Ontology annotation, biological process: phosphatidylinositol metabolic process. Lineage: Eukaryota; Metazoa; Chordata; Mammalia; Diprotodontia; Phalangeridae. The transcript has 27 exons. The record is from RefSeq and is a predicted model, not a curated record.